This is a messenger RNA of Hemicordylus capensis (graceful crag lizard), 2829 nucleotides long. Its product is annotated as serine protease inhibitor Kazal-type 5-like. Bases 618 to 2813 code for a protein of 731 amino acids. The transcript is spliced from 29 exons. Gene Ontology annotation, molecular function: protein binding. The record is from RefSeq and is a predicted model, not a curated record. NCBI's taxonomy places the organism in Eukaryota, Metazoa, Chordata, Lepidosauria, Squamata, Cordylidae.
UAUAUAGAGAGUGGAUUCAGUAAUAGGGACAGUGUGAUCCCACGUAAUGAUUAGCACUGAACAAAGACACAAGAAGCAGAGUCCGUAGUUACUGUUACUGCUGCUAGAUAUUGUGCCGUGGCAAUUAAUAUCCACCAGCGGAUGAUCAAUAAGGAAUCCUUACAGAUUUCAUUAAUCACUGCUGUUCAAGCUCCAGUUGACUGCUGUGCUGGCACUACUUCUCCCUCCUAACAACAGUGAGGACAUCAUGUUGCCAAUCAGAUUUGCUGAGAUGGCAGCAAAUUCCAGUGAGUGAAGGAAGAGCUUCUAAUACCCUGAAAACAUGCAUUGAUGCAUAGAAGACAACAAGAAAAGCAAUAAAUUCUUUGACUUCAGCAAACGGCUUUAAACUCAGAUGCAUCAGCCUGGAAAAUGGCGAGACAGAGCAUGGCAGACAGUGAAUCAUGUCUGGAUGAAGGGGGCAUGUGCAACCUGCGCUUCCUCUGUGAAGUGUCAUCAACUCAGGUACCAUCCCUGUGUCCAGAAAGAAGAAUGUGGGUGAAUGGAUACUAGGUCAUGUGGCAGAGACGAAGAGAUUGCAUUUGACUGAAGCAAGAGGAAGCUGUGCAGAGGACAACAUGAAAAGGAAAUGUGGCUUUGAUGUGUGUAGCCAAUCGGCUACAAGUCAUUCUCCUGGUAAUUAUGGAAAACUGGCUCCAAGAUGUACCCUAAAGCCUCUGUAUGUUGCCAGUCAAGCUAGAUACAAGGAAGGCAUGUGCCUUGAAUUCCGACACUUAGUACAUGGUGGGAAUUUAUACUGCAGCAGAGACAUCGACCCCAUUAUUGGCCCUGAUGGCAGGACGCACACCAACAAGUGUGUCAUGUGCCGAGAAGUCUUACAUAUUCCUAGUUUCAUCUCUAUGGCAGAAACCCCCUGGCUGAGGCAAAUACUACAACAUAUAACCCCCAGAACAGAGAGGACAAAAAGAGGAUUCAUUGCUGAUUAUGGAAGUAAUAGUUAUGGAAGUUCAAGUGGAUGGCCUAAUGAGUCUUCUUCAGAAAAGGAUGAUGGCUGUGGUGAAUACUGGCCUUAUUUCAAGAAAGGAAUAUUUUCUUGUACCAGAGAAAAUGACCCAGUUCGGGAUGCUACUGGCAAACAACAUGGCAAUAAAUGCAUUAUGUGUGCAGAGAAGUUCAAAAAUGGAGGUAAGAUGAAUUCUCUUGAAAAGAACCAAGCACAAUAUGGAAAAAAUGAGAGGGAUGAUGAGUGUUAUGAAUAUCGGUCACAGAUGAGGCCUGAUGGAGGACUUUCCUGCACCCGUGAGAAUGCCCCAGUACGUGAUGCUACUGGCCAAACACACAGCAACAAGUGCCUCAUGUGUGCAAAUAAAUUCAAAAAAGAAGUUAGAGAAGGCAAGAUUGGCGGUGGAGGACCAUACGGGAACAGAAUUAUUCAAGGGAAUUCAAAUCAAGGAAACAGAAAUGAGAACAAUUGCAACCAAUUUGGGAGGUCACAGCAACAAAAUAAUGGAAAUAAUGUAAAUAAUCCCUGCACUGGGGAACAGAGGAUUGCACCGGGUGAUUACAGGUCACAUGCCAAUUGUGGAGGGACAGAAGAGUCAACACAGUACAAUGUCAAUUGUGGAAGACCGUCUUUCAAUGACCGACGAAAAAGAAAGGCUGUCGAGGAAAAGUUGGACUGCAUUAAAAUCCUAGCUGAUCUAAAGGAGGAAGGGACUACCUGCAAUGCCUUAAGGUCACCUGUUUGUGGCACUGAUGGAAAAACAUACAACAAUAUAUGUUUCCUGUGUUCAGAAAUUGUGAGAACUGAAGAUGCCCUUACACUAAAGCUUGAAGGUGAAUGUCCUGAAGUUGUUGGCGAAAAGGUUAACUGCAGCAAGUAUCCUCAAACCAGAGGAAGAGUACUUUGCAAGAGGAACACCCAGGAAGUUUGUGGCACAGAUGGUGAGACACACCUCAAUGAAUGUAUGCUCUGUGACAGAAUCUUGAAAACUAAAUCUGAGAUUGGUAUAAAGAAUAUAGGACCAUGUCCUAAGUGCAUUGUGGGAUUUCUAGAGGUGGGGCUUCAUUUCCCGGCCUCCAGAUGGCUGUGCCACUCUUGGCAGCAUGGCUCGUGUGAGCGCACAAGCAGUGCACUUCGAGUGGCCGAAGACACCACGAGGAUCAUCUGGGUGGAAGGAGUUGACAGUAGUGAUGGUGGAACUGAGGUCAAUUGUGACAGAUACCUAAGGAUUGUUAUAGGUAACACAGAAUCAAUAGCCUGCCCAAGUAUCCACAAGCGAAUCUGUGCCACAGAUGGCAAAACAUAUGCCAAUGAAUGUGAGAUUUGCAAACAUAACCUAAAUAGAGAAAGGAGAAAAGAUAAUUACAUCUCUUCAGUAAUCAAUUACAACGAAUAUAUGAGAAAUUAUACAACGAUAAAAACCACAUCCAUCUUAAUGAUAACUAUUCGGAAAACACUGGCAAUUAUGUGGCCGCACAGAAAAGCAAGAGUCAAACUAACAGCUGGUCAUGUGGAGGAUGGGAUUUUAAGUGUUGAUGGGGAUGAGAUUGAUUGCAGUCAAUACCUCUCUGAGCCUGGCACAGAAGUCAGAGGCUGCAACCGGAUGUAUAAACCAAUCUGUGGAGAUGACGGUAAUACUUAUGCCAACGAAUGUGAGAUGUGUCAACUAACCCUGGCGCUCAACAAAAAUGUUGGCAAGCAGCAUGAAGGAAAGUGUUCUAAGGGAGAAGAGGAAGGCUUAUCUUUCCAGCCUCUGGAAGAACUUGAAAAGGCCCCUGUGCCUGAGAUCCCAGCAGCAGAUAUUCCAUAAGGAGAUUCUAAUGCCA